CGCGAAAACUGUUUACUAUUUUAGUGUUUCAUUAUAUACUUGUAAUUGAAGUUCAAUUGUAUUUUGUGUUUAUUUUAAAAACAGAUAUUUUUGCCGUAAUAUUGUAUAAAAUACUACUUUUUUGUUAACAAUUGUAAUCCAAAACGAAAUCCCGAUUUAUAAGUGUUUGCCAAUUGUAUUGCCAUUGAGUUGUGUACUGAGAGUCACUCAUAAGUGGCUAAGAAGUGGCUGAGAAGUGGUGACCAAAAUGUCGGUUCACUAUAAGUUCAAGAGUAUCAAAGACAAGCACACAGUCAUCUUCGAUGGCCUCCACAUAUCGGUGGCAGACCUCAAGAAGGCUAUUAUGCAACAGAGAAAGAUCGGCAAAAGCUCUGAUCUCGACCUCCAGAUCACGAACCCUCAGACCGGAGAAGUGUACGACUCGGACACGACUUUGAUCCCAAAGAACACUUCUGUGGAAGUGGCGAGAGUUCCAGUGACUGGCAAUCAUAAGAAGUCAUGGUAUGUCGCG
Molecule: messenger RNA, 511 nt
Organism: Oppiella nova
Lineage: Eukaryota; Metazoa; Arthropoda; Arachnida; Sarcoptiformes; Oppiidae
Source: the annotation of a GenBank genome assembly